Molecule: messenger RNA, 807 nt
Organism: Trichoderma reesei QM6a
Lineage: Eukaryota; Fungi; Ascomycota; Sordariomycetes; Hypocreales; Hypocreaceae
Exons: 2
Biological process (GO): DNA damage response
Molecular function (GO): single-stranded DNA binding
Source: RefSeq, a predicted model, not a curated record
AUGCUGGAAGACGAUGGCAUCCAGAUAACAGAUUCUCCAGAUGAUCAAGGUCCCGAGGCGCCAUAUCAGACAUAUAACUUUUCCCCUGGAUCUAAUGGCAUUGUCUGCGUCGCUGACACUUUCGACCAAGGCGCAGGACUAUGUUGCCAUGGACUCCAAAAUGCAGACAAGGGGAGCUCUGUUGAUGACAGGUCUGGCGCAGAGGAGCUCGGCAUUGGUGCAACGAAGUACAGGCUCCGGACCAUGAAAUGGGGAAUCACGCCCUCAUGGUCGAAGAAGAAAGGUGCUUCUGUUCCGAAGGCGAUUAAUUGUAGAGAUGAUUCUCUCAGGACCCACGGUGGUAUGUGGCAGGGCAUGAAGAAUCGCAAGAGAUGCGUUGUGGUAGCGCAGGGAUUCUUCGAGUGGCUCAAUGUGAGCACAAAGGAAAAGAUUCCGCAUUUCGUAAAACGAAAGGACGGCCGGUUGAUGUGCUUUGCUGGUCUCUGGGACUCUAUCGGCAAUGAAGACACCGGAGACAAGACCUAUACUUAUGCCAUAAUCACAACGAACUCGAACAAACAGCUUCGAUUUCUGCAUCACCGGAUGCCGGUCAUUCUAGACACAGGCUCCAAAGAAUUGCAAGAAUGGCUACAUCCUUCCCGGCGCCGGUGGACUGAUGAUCUCCAAUCCUUGCUCAAACCUUACCGAGGAGAUCUAGACAUCUACCCAGUAAGCAAGGAUGUUGGAAAGGUUGGCCGCAGCUCACCGUCUUUCAUCAAGCCAUUGAAUGAUAAAGGAAGAGAGCAUGAUAUAGCCCGAUUUUUUUCA